CCUUUCGCCACUCUUGUAGGCCGAGGGAUCCUGUUAAAUCAGAUGCAGUUAUCCUCAUAGCAUAAAGUAGUCUGGUAGGUCUCAUGUCAUUCAGAUAAAAUUCAAGCUUUUCACUUUACCAAUUCCCAAGGCUUUGCUCUUUUGUGUUCUUCAAUUACACUUUCCAGCCAGUUGAGCAUGGCCAGACUCUACCCUUUAAAUCCAUCCUUUGCAUUUGCUAAUAACUCUGAUACGUUCUUUGUAACCUUUCUAAUGCCUGAAUCCUCAUCCUCUUGGUCUCAGCUCAGAGGUUUUCUUUGACCCCCCCCCCCCAGCUUAAGGAACCUUCUUCCCAUUCCCUCAGCUGCAGCACCAAGGAUAAUUUCCUUGCACUGCUUUUUCAUAUUUGGGAAACAUAUUGCCUUAACUCUUUAUCCAUGGUUUAGCCUUCUCAUUAGAGCAUCUGUGCCUAUGAAACUUUUGCUCACUGAUAUGUCUCCAGUGCCUAGAGCAUGUUGCUUACAUACAAGGCACUCUGGAUAUGUGAUGAAUGACAACUGUAGUUUGAGCUGAGGCUGGAAGAUAAGAACCAAGUCACCAAGGCAUUCAGCAGACUCCCCAGACAAUGGAAUCAGCCUGGAGUGUGGGGUAGUGCUGGUGGUGAUGGAGGAAAGUCCACCAGCAGUCUGAGGGUGGUGGAGGCAGGACAUAAAGGGCUGUGAAGGUCCUGGAUCACCCACAGCAGAGUUGCAGUAGGAGUGGGACUGAAUCUGAUGAGGCCCAUAAAUGGACUCCAGGACUUGGUGACUGUCAGUUUAGAAGAUGUGAAAGGAGACGCCACCCCGUGACCCUGUGACUCCGCGAUGCCAGCCCCAACCUGUGCCUCCUGCCACACAGCGCGUGCUGCUCUCCGCCGCCCGCGCUCAGGACAAGCACUGUGCGGCCCCUGCUUCUGCACCGCCUUUGAGGCCGAGGUGCUGCACACGGUGGUCGCGGGCCGCCUGCUGCCACCUGGCGCUGUGGUGGCUGUGGGCGCCUCAGGAGGCAAGGACUCCACGGUGCUGGCGCACGUGCUGCGGGAGCUGGCGCCGCGCCUGGGCCUCACGCUGCGCCUCGUGGCCGUGGACGAGGGCAUCGGCGGCUACCGGGACGCGGCGCUGGCAGCCGUGCGGCGCCAGGCGGAGCGCUGGGGCCUGCCGCUGACCAUCGUGGCCUACGAGGACCUCUUUGGGGGCUGGACGAUGGACGCCGUGGCCCGCAGCACGGCUGGCACUGGCCGUGGCCGCUCCUGCUGCACCUUCUGCGGAGUGCUGCGGCGCCGAGCGCUGGAGGAGGGGGCGCGCCUAGUGGGAGCCACGCACGUGGUGACGGGCCACAAUGCCGACGACGUGGCUGAGACGGUGCUCAUGAACUUCCUGCGUGGAGAUGCGGCGCGGCUGGCCCGGGGCGGGGGCCUGGGCUCAGCGGGUGAGGGGGGCGCACUUCCGCGCUGCCGCCCGCUGCAGUUCGCAUCGCAGAAGGAGGUGGUGCUGUACGCGCACUUCCGCCGCCUGGACUACUUCUCCGAGGAGUGCGUGUACGCGCCUCGGGCCUUCCGGGGCCACGCGCGCGAGCUGCUCAAGCGCCUGGAGGCAGUGCGGCCCACAGCAGCACUGGACCUGGUGCACUCCGCUGAGCGCCUGGCGCUGGCCCCGGCCGUGCGUCCACCACGGCCCGGCGCCUGCUCCCGCUGCGGGGCGCUGGCCAGCCGUGCACUCUGCCAGGCCUGCGCGCUGCUGGACGGCCUGGCCCGUGGCCGGCCCCGCCUGGCUAUUGGUGAGCACAAGCACGAGCCCAGGGAUGAAGGGCCACGAAGCCGCGCCCAGGCCGCGGCUGCUGCCUUCUAAGACUCGAGGCCCAGCGUCCCGACAAGGAGAGAACUAGGCUGCCUUGCCUGGCAUCUUGCAGGGACAGCAUCGUGCGACCUGAGCCCACCAGAGCGGCUGCCUGCUGAGGGGCCCGGGCCAUGUGAGCACUGUGAGCCCGGUGAUCCCUGCUUGCAGUGCUGUCCCAGUCACCGAUGGGGCCGGCAUGGGGCCUCCAAGGUCGCUGUCCGCUAUCUCCCUGCCUGACCCGGCUCCAGCUCCAGCUCCCACUCCAGUCCCAUCCGGGCUUCUGCCCCGCACUGCCCCUCAUCCCUCUCCACCUGUGUGUGUGGCAGCCUGGGCCUCCUGGCUGAGCUAGGCCUUCCCACCUGGCUCCAGGCUCCCCCUUCCCCAUCUUGCCCUCACCUCUCCCCACCCAACUGCCCGGUGUCUCUGUCCUGGACAGUGGGGCUGGUGGGCGCCCAGGCUUUGGGCUUCGGAGACAGAGGCGGACAGGCCUGGGCUGGUGACCAAAGGUUUCGAUCUUCCACGUUCCUUGAAAAUAAACUCAAACCCUGCAUCCCGGCUCCCUUGGGAGGAUUGAGGUGCUGAAUAAACAGCGAUCCAGCCGGCCGUGCACGCGAAGGUCUGGCCGCCAGAGGGCUCUUGGUCGGAGGGUUGCGGUCCAGCGGUCUGGAAGGCGAGACUGCGCAACUUCCUGCCUGACUCCUGGAGAGAGCUCGGUGAUGGGGGCCCCUCUGCAGGGUUUGCCGCGCUGGCCCCCUGACCACGAGUGCCCUUGCUUUCCCAUCUCCCUGGACUCUGGGGGCCUUCUGGAAGGAAGCUUUCCUCGAUGCUGACCUCGUGCCCCAUCCAGCCCUUGGUGGAGGGCUCUCCUGGCCCACAGCCCUUUGGCCUGGUUUGACUGCGUGACCAUCAGACACUUUUCAGUGUUGUUCCAUUCAGUUGUGCUGGGGGCUGAUCAGACUCCUGGACACCUGUGGAGGAUGAUGAGGAAUAAAUAAAAGGCAGAAACGA
Messenger RNA from Cavia porcellus (domestic guinea pig), 2861 nucleotides. RefSeq names its product cytoplasmic tRNA 2-thiolation protein 1. Gene Ontology annotation, cellular component: mitochondrion; cytosolic tRNA wobble base thiouridylase complex. Gene Ontology annotation, molecular function: tRNA binding. NCBI's taxonomy places the organism in Eukaryota, Metazoa, Chordata, Mammalia, Rodentia, Caviidae. Gene Ontology annotation, biological process: tRNA wobble position uridine thiolation. The record is from RefSeq and is a predicted model, not a curated record. Bases 843 to 1865 code for a protein of 340 amino acids. The transcript has 3 exons.